GCUUGUUUUAUUAUCGUUGCUCGACGAUUUCGUAAAGAAAUUCACGCUCGAAAGCUGUGACAGAGGAACGCAAAUUGCUAACUCCGUUUCGUUUUCUCACUCCACACACACACAGGGUCAGUUUCAGAGUUGUUUCGAAUUUAUUCCGAGAGUUUUUAGCUACUAAUAUUAGUGUGGACGACUAUUUUCUGAAGAUUGUUAUCUUUGGCUUAAAAAAAAUUGUGCGGGAGUGCGAAUUUCUUUGACUUGGAGAGGCUGGAGGUUGAAUGUGAAAUACUUGUCUGAGGACUGCAGUGGGUUUUUUGGUGUGUUGCUGUUGUGUGAUGGGAGUGAGUGGACUGCUGCCUCCGAUGGUGUUGUGUCACGCCAGCCCGCCGCUCGUUGCAUUGCACUUGGACAGCACUAACGAUGAUGGCUUUGGUGCGCAGAUCCUAUAAUGACAAACACAUUGGCGGUGGAUGUGGAAGCCAUCGGUUGCCUGCGUCAGGGGUUUAAGGAAUUUCGAACAAGAUACAGGAUUUUUUUUUUUUGCUGGCAAUACUAUACUGUCCCUGGAUCGAGGGUGGAGGAGGGAGAGAUUUUUUGGAUUGUCCGGGAGGCUUGCCAUGCGGAUGAAUUGCGUAAACAGGAAGGAAAGGAGAACGGUGCCAGGACUGUUGGAGUGUCCGUGAAGUGAGCUGCACUGAGUUGUGAGCUGUGCUGGAGUUUCGGCGGGCGCUAAAGUAACCGAGUAAUUUUCCACAAACAUGGCCACAUUCUGGAAGACAUUGCUGAUUGUGGAUUGCUUCUUCCUGGGAGUCCUCAAAGGGCCCCACCUGGCUCUGUGCCAGAUGUUACCAGAUGUUUACCCCAACGAAGUCGAAAUAAGGGUCGCCCUCCAUUCAACUUUCACCCUGACGUGCUCAGGGGAGAAUGAGGUGGACUGGGAUUUGCCGUUUUAUGAUAUUAAGGAGAACAUCAACAAAAAAAAUAAAAACAACAAUAGCGGGAACUUUAUACAAACACUCGAGGUUACCAAAGCAUCAGGGAUCCUCACUGGAAAGUAUAUCUGCUACUACCCAGCACUUCAGCACGACGACAAUGAUGAGAUUGAAGGCCGGGGUAUUUAUGUGUUCGUUCCAGAUCCCGACUAUCCUUUCAUCCCACAAUUGAAUUUUGAGAACGUAGUAAUAGUGGCAGAGGGUGAAGAGGCUAUGAUUCCGUGUCGAGUUUCUGAUCCGGACGUGCAUGUCACCUUGACUAAUAUCGAUACCAAGAACAUAAUCUCCGCUACCUAUGACAAUAAAGAGGGAUUCAAAGGCCCCUUCAAAGAGGGGAUGUAUGUCUGCAUCACAACAGUCAAUGGUGUGGAGCACAGAUCCGAGGAGUACAUUGUUAAUACAUUUAAAGUGGGUAAGGAUCUGAAAGUUGAAAUACAAGCCAUUAAAAGUAUAGUUAAAGUCGGAGAGAGCAUCCGUGUAACCUGUUCUGUAGUGGACAAUGAAGUGGUGACUAUCAACUGGAAUUAUCCAGGAGAAAAUGGGAAGGAAGAUCUCAAGGAAGAUAAACACCCACACAUAAAAAUAACGAAGACUCUGGAAAUUGAGAAUGCCACGCUGGAAGAUACUGGAAUCUAUGAAUGUUCUGUGUCACAUGCAACUCAAGACACCUACAGUAAAAAGCAGGUUCACAUCCAAGUUAAUGAGAAGGGCUUCAUACAUUUGGUUCCCAGUUUUGGGGAAGAAGAGUUUGCAGACCUGCAUGAAGUCAAGCAAUUUGUGGUCAACAUUGAGGCCUACCCAGUACCCACUGUUCGGUGGCUAAAAAACAACGUUACUCUGCAUGAGGAUAACAAUGAAGUGAUGAUCAACACCAUUAAAGCCCAGGAAAACAGGUAUCAAAGUAAUUUAACCCUGAUUCGUGCAACGAAACAAGACAGUGGAGCCUACAGCAUCAUUGUUGAACAUGAAGAUAAUAGUACUAUCUUUACAUUCUUCUUGCAGGUGAAAGUGCCAGCAAAGAUCAUCAAUCUUUUUGACGAGCACCAUGGCUCUGCAAAUGGCCAGAUUGUUUCAUGUUCUGCAGAUGGGACACCCAGCCCAGAGGUCGAAUGGCUAAUCUGUACAGAUCUAAAAAAGUGUGCAAAUGACUCAAUGCUGUGGAAUGUUCUCCACAGUAAUUCGAGUGGUAUAAAUAUCGAGACCCAUCAGACAAAGACAAAUCUUGUAGAGAGCAAACUGACCUUUCUGAAAGUGGAUAACACAGUGGCUGUGAAAUGCAUUGCAAAGAACGAGCUUGCAGUUGUUGCACGUGAAGUCAAACUGGUGGCUCACAAUCCACACUCCGAAUUGACUGUGGCAGCUGCAGUAUUGGUGCUGCUGGUUAUCGUGAUCAUUUCUCUGAUAGUGCUAGUUGUAGUUUGGAAACAGAAACCAAGAUAUGAGAUAAGAUGGAGAGUCAUUGAAUCCAUAAGUCCAGAUGGCCAUGAAUAUAUUUAUGUUGACCCGAUGCAACUUCCCUAUGAUACUAGAUGGGAGUUUCCUCGGGAAGGACUUGUCCUUGGCCGCAUCCUUGGUUCUGGGGCAUUUGGAAAGGUUGUUGAAGGAACUGCAUACGGUUUGAGUCGCUCACAGCCUGUCACGAAAGUUGCAGUGAAAAUGCUGAAACCUACAGCUCGUUCCAGUGAGAAGCAGGCCUUGAUGUCAGAGCUGAAGAUAAUGACCCACCUCGGUCCACAUUUAAACAUUGUUAAUCUGCUUGGGGCUUGCACAAAAGCAGGUCCCAUUUACAUCAUUACAGAAUACUGUUUCUAUGGGGACCUGGUCAACUACCUGCAUAAAAAUAGGGACAGUUUUAUUAAUCGAUAUUCUGAAAAAGGAAAGAAAGAAAUGGAUAUUUUUGGUAUAAACCCUGCUGAUGAAAGCACACGAAGUUACGUGAUCUUGUCUUUUGAGAGCAAUGGGGACUACAUGGACAUGAAACAAGCAGGAAGCACCCAGUAUGUUCCAAUGUUGGAAAGGAAAGCCAGCUUCAAAUAUACUGACAUCCAGCAGCAUGUGUACGAUCAUCCACCUUCACAGAAAAAGAAGUCCUUAACAGAUACAGAUGAAACAUGGAAUCCUCUUUCAGAUGACAGCUCGGAGGGGCUUUCUUUCAUGGAUCUAAUCAGCUUCACCUUUCAAGUUGCACAAGGAAUGGAGUUUCUAGCUUCUAAAAAUUGUGUGCAUCGUGACCUGGCAGCACGCAACGUGCUUCUAGCGCAAGGAAAAGUUGUCAAGAUCUGUGACUUUGGUCUGGCACGAGACAUCAUGCAUGACUCCAACUAUGUUUCUAAAGGCAACACUUUCCUACCUGUGAAGUGGAUGGCUCCAGAGAGCAUAUUUGACAACCUGUACACUACGCUAAGCGAUGUUUGGUCUUACGGCAUUCUUCUGUGGGAAAUAUUCUCCUUGGGUGGCACGCCAUAUCCAGGAAUGAUGGUAGAUUCCAACUUUUACAAUAAGAUAAAGAGUGGCUACAGAAUGACGAAACCAGAACAUGCUUCUUCAGAUGUCUAUGACCUGAUGGUGAAAUGCUGGAACAGUGAACCGGAGAAAAGGCCUUCCUUUAGCUGCCUGGCUGAGAUUAUUGGGUGUUUGUUGCCAGAGGGCUACAAGAAGAGCUACAGACAGAUGAACGAUGACUUUCUGAAGAGCGACCAUCCGGCUGUUGCUCGCAUGCGGGUAGAAUCCACGGACCCUUACAUUGGAAUUAACUACAGCAAUGAGGAGAAGAAGAAAGACAGGGAGAGUGGUUUUGAUGAGCAACGGCUAAGUGCUGACAGUGGUUAUAUUAUCCCACUGCCUGAUAUUGACCCAAUCACAGACAGUGACCCCACUUCUUCAAGAAACCGCCACAGUUCCCAGACAUCUGAAGAAAGCGCAAUAGAGACCGGUUCCAGCAGCUCAACUUUUAUAAAGCGUGAGGAUGAGACCAUAGAAGACAUGGAAAUGAUUGAUGACAUGGCAAUUGAUCCCUCAGACUUGGUGGAAGAUAGCUUCCUGUAACCAGCUACAUUGUAGAAAAAUAAACAUACCCUAUCCAGCUAUGUCCUUCUCUAUAACCACUUACUGAAGCAUGCCCAAGGAGAGAACUUGAUGUACAUCUCAAAACGGGACCAAUUUGGAAAGAUAUCUUGGGACAACAUUGUGAUUCGUAUUGUAGAACAUAUCAUAUGUCUAUUUCAAUGCAUUAUUUUUCUAUUAUGGUACACUCUAUUGUUUUAUUGUGCGUACACACUGCCAUUCUUCUGGACUAAACAUAAGGCUAUACAAAGUUACUUGUGUGUUUCAAAGACUCUUUGCUACAUGUUAGAUGGUUCUUAUAUCUGGAUCACAUUCAUCAGAUGCUUCAUAUGCACAGAAUGAUAACCAUUACUAAGAAUGUAUGCUUUGUACGUAUUGUUGUAUCAUAUUUUUUCUGCAGCUGAAGAUUAACAAUGAUUAUCAUUCUCCAGGUGGAUACCAAUAAGUGAUUUACCAUUGUUUUCAGACACCGAUGCACACCUUCACUUAUUGUGUGUUCUUUUCAGUGCUUACUUCCUAAUGAUAAAAUACUUUUUUUCUUGCAAAGCACAAUUUUUGGGAGUAACUACACGUAAAGAAUGCACUUUGGAUCUUUGUAAGAUCCUAGACUUGAAUAUUUCAAAUGUUUGUGCAAAUUGAUGAAAACAUCACCAGUGUGACUACGACCUGCAUUGAAAAGCUAAACUAAGAGCUUGGAAUCCAUUGUUAUACCUCGGGUAGUAGAUUGAGCCAACACCUGAACUGACUUGUAAUCAUGCAAUCAUUAGGAAAUCAAAGGAUUUACUGAGCUUGGAAAACUGGUGCAGUUGAACAAGUUGUAAAUGACCUGGUAGGAUUGUGGUGAAGACAUGCCAAGAGUUAUGAAGAGGAAUUACUGAAGAAAAAUCACUUUAAAAGGAGCUAAAAGGAAAAGCAAACUGCUUCUUUCGAGCCAGUCUGAAGAAUGAAUCUGGUCAUGGAGAGCUUUGGUUAAAUAGUAGACAACUGACACCAAUACUUUAUGGGCCAAAUAGUACAACCACUUCUGCAAUUUUUAGGAGGAUGCCACAAAGCACAGUAUUCCAUUAUGUAAAUAUUGUAAAUUCAGUCUCACUAAUUCAGUCGAAACUGAACGUUAAUUCAUUAUGAGGCAUCGCAACUUGCUGAUUGAAGUGGUCAUGUGAUAUUAAAAUGAACUUGCCUAUGACCAAAAAGGAAAGAACCCUACAAAUGUUCUGGGAACUCAAGCUGGAGAAUUGAAAUAUAUUACAAAACUGAAAUCUUUACAGUUAAAGGAUCAACUUUGAACUGAACUCACCAUCUUCUUCUUCUUGCGUAUGGCUUGCACAGCCUACAGUUGUAGGACAACUUGUUCUAUUUGAUCUUAUUUGAUUGUGCACGCCAGGUUGAUUGCAUUCGUCGAAACAGGGCGGACCACGUGAAGGUUGCAAUCUUCCCACCCCAACUCACCAUGUAGUGACAGUUACUUUUGACUGGUUUACAUGCUAAAAACCAGUAAAAUGGAUAAUUUCAUGGCAAUAGCUAAUUUACGAAUUGCUGAUUGAUGUUGGUAAUUAGUCAAUAUGUUAUUUGCUGAACUUUACAAACAAUAGAAACCAGGUGUAACUGAGUCAUUGAAUAUCUUUAUGCACCAUAAGCAAAGACUAUUAUAAAUCAUCUGGAUUUUCUGAAUGUUCCCUGCAUGUAUGUAUACAAAUGUAUCAUUAAAUCUUUUCAGAGAUGGUCAUUAGUUCAAAAACCUGAACAAAAAUUGAUAACUCAAACUAACAGCUACAUAAACUUAGCUGCUUCUUAAACUGUCAAAUUAAAUUUAACCCAAGGGUUCAAGUAAAAACAGAAAAUGUUGGAAAUGCUCAGCAGGUCAGCACGGUGGCAGUGUUGUGGGUGGCACAGUUGCUCAGUGGUAGAGUUGCUGCCUUUCAAUGCUAGAGACCUGGGUUCAAUCCUGACUACGUGUGCUGCCUGUAUAGAACUUGUAUGUUCUCCCUGUGACCUUGUGGGUUUCCCCCUGGGCUCCGUUUUCCUCCCACACUCCAAAGAUGGACAGGUUUGUAGGUUAAUUGGCUUUGGUAAAGAUUGUAAAUUGUUCCUAGUGUGUAGAAUAGUUCUAUUGCAAAGGGAUCACUGUUAGGCACGGUCUUGGUGGACCGAAGGAUCUAUUAAUGCGCUGUAUCUCUAAACUAAACAAAAUUAAAGGUCUGGUUACAACUGAGAAAAUAAAAAUAAAGUAAACAUUUCAGGUCAAAGUCCUUUUAUUCAAACUAGUAAGGAGAGAAAAAAAUAGCUUGUUAUGAUGCAGGGUGAGUGGGAGGAAGGAAAUCCCUGAUAGGUAAAACUGUGUGACCAUGGGAAUAAGUUGUGAAGAAGGAUAUCUGGUCAAGCAACAACAGGGAGCAGUUAGAGAUAACAGCUUCCCCUGGACAAAAAGAAAAAAAAUGUGCGGUUGGAGGGGGGGUUGAAACAAACAAGCUGAGCCAAUUUUGCAGGUGGCCAAAUUAUACAGACAGAGAAGUCAAUUUUUACCUGAAGUUGCAGAUGUUAUUUAACUGUAAGGCGAGGCUGGUCUUCUUACAACUCCUACAAUCUUUUGAUAAUGUUCUCAAUCUCUAACUUCUCCCAUUCACUUACUGGUCAGAUAACUUUGUUCAUUCCCAUGAUUUCCUGUUUUGACCCUUCCAGAGACAUCCCCCAAUCCCACACCCACCCUGCAGCCUAACAAUCUUAUUUUCCCCUCUCUCUCGGUUUUGUUACAGGAUCUUCAGUCUGAAAUGUUUCUCUUCCUACAGAUGUGGCUUAACCUGUUGAGUAUUUCUGGUAUUUUCUGUUUUGAAAACAAAAAUCCUGCAUCUAGAGUUUUUGUUUAGAUUUUCUUUAACCAUCAGGUUUUCCCAAUGAAUGACUUUAUUUGGAUGUUGUUAUUCAGAUUGACUUGGAGACUAGUUUGUCUAGUCUGGACUAGAGAUGUUAUUUGGCUUAUUUCUGACUCAGUAAAACACCAGAUUUUGUACUUGUACUUUUGACUGAGCAAAGUGCAUUAAUGAGCCUUCUUGCUCCAAACUAUUAAGGCAUUAUCAGACUGCAAAAUAAUAUAUAUCCCAUGGCACAUUAUAGUUGCUGUAUUAAGAGUAGAAUUAGAAAAUAAUUAUGAAGAUAUACUGACCACAAACCACUUUUUUAAAUGCUUUGGUAAAUCUCCUAUCCUGACUUCUGUGAUACUACACACCAUUUCCUGCUCAGACCAAUAUUAGAAAUGAAAAAAAAAACACUCCUCCAUAUCCAACAAUGCAACAAGGGACCAAAUAUAUGAAGUGACUAUUGGAACACUGAUUAUUUUCUUUUUUAUAAUGUGCAAGAUUAAAUGUAAAGAAAAUAAGAAAUAAUUUUGCAGGUUAACAUAUUCAGUGUUUCCAUUCCAAGAGGAAUUUCAAAUGUUAAAUGAACAAGUUAAUGGGGCAGAUCAAGAUGAUGUAGCAUUGAGUAGGAAUCAUGACUUUAUCUUUGAAUGGCUUGAAUGUUACAAUGUGGUUGAAUUUUAUCCAAUUGUUCUACUAAGUUACCAUGCACAUUGGAUAUAUAUGAUGAUGUUAUACAUCAUUUCUGUAUAUAUAUACAUAUAUAUAUGUGUAUUUCAGUGUAGUCAUUUGAGUUACUGCCAUACAUUUAUGUCUAGCUGUAUCACUGCCUAUGUUUAUAUUUUUUGACUGUGAUGUUAUCCACAGGAACGUUACAUGUUGCACUUUUGAAUGUCUUAAGAAUUAUAUUUUAAAAUUUUAAAAAGCGAAAUGAUUUCAAAGGGAUUGAAUUGUUGAUGCUUGUCUGGACUGUAUGUAGGUUGAUGUCUCAAACAUUUUAUUAUGAUGAAAUUACACAGUUUUAAAUACUUUUUUAAAAAAUAAUUUUUUUAUGUUGCAUCAAAAACACAUUGUCUAAACUCAGCAUUUCUAUUUCAAUAAAUUCAGAUGAAUGUAA
Leucoraja erinaceus (little skate) is the source of this 8012-nucleotide messenger RNA. It is a transcript of the gene pdgfra, whose product is annotated as platelet-derived growth factor receptor, alpha polypeptide. The record is from RefSeq and is a predicted model, not a curated record. The transcript has 23 exons. The coding region runs from base 747 to 4025 and encodes 1092 amino acids. Gene Ontology annotation, cellular component: signaling receptor complex. Gene Ontology annotation, biological process: cell surface receptor protein tyrosine kinase signaling pathway; embryonic cranial skeleton morphogenesis; positive regulation of kinase activity. NCBI's taxonomy places the organism in Eukaryota, Metazoa, Chordata, Chondrichthyes, Rajiformes, Rajidae. Gene Ontology annotation, molecular function: platelet-derived growth factor binding; platelet-derived growth factor alpha-receptor activity; ATP binding.